GCGUGGCUUUGAAGCCGCUUCCGCUACCACCAUGAGCGGCCGAAGUAGGGGUAGAAAGUCCUCCCGCGCCAAAGGCCGGGGCAAAGGCCGCGGCAAAGCCCGAGUCCGCGCUGCUCCUGACGACGCCCCCCACGACCCGGACCCGCCACAGUGCCAGAGGCUCGGGGAGGAAACCCAGGCGGCACAGGUGCAGGCUGGCGCGGGUUGGGGUGGCCUGGAAACCGCUGCGCCCGCGCCGUCCCGUCGGCCCGGGGAGGACGCUGCCUGCCGGCUCCCCCUGGACUGUGGCCUCGCGCUCCGGGCCCGAGCUGUGGGGGAUCGCGGGCAGGCCGCGACCAGGCCCAGCCCGGGGAAGGCCACAUCCCUCUCGGAGCGUCUAGCAACAGACACUGUCUUCGUGGGGACUGUGGGAACCGUGGGAAGGCCGAAAAAUGGCCCCCGCGUUGGAAAUCGGCGUGGUCCCGCCGGGAAGAAGGCCCCAGAAACCUGUAGCACAGCGGGGAGGGGGCCUCAGGCCAUAGCUGGCGGGAAGCCGAAGAAAGGGGCCCCAGGGGAGAGUGUCUCCGUCCCUGUGGUAGAGGAAAAGAAGGUGGAGAAGGAUGCAGGGUCAGGGCCCCUGGCGACAGAUGGCAGCAUGGAUACGCUGGAGACGGUCCAGCUGAAGCUGGAGACCAUGAACGCCCAGGCAGACAGGGCCUACCUUCGGCUCUCGCGGAAGUUUGGGCAGUUGCGACUGCAUCACUUAGAGCGCAGGAACCUCCUCAUCCAGAAUAUCCCGGGUUUCUGGGGGCAAGCUUUUCAGAACCACCCCCAGCUAUCAUCCUUUCUGAACAACCAAGAUAAAGAGGUUCUCAGCUACUUGAACAGCUUGGAGGUGGAAGAGCUUGGCCUCGCCAGAUUGGGCUACAAAAUCAAGUUCUACUUUGGGCGCAACCCCUAUUUCCAAAAUAAGGUGCUCAUCAAGGAAUAUGGGUGUGGUCCUUCGGGUCAGGUGGUGUCUCGUUCUACUCCAAUCCAGUGGCUCCCAGGGCAUGAUCUUCAGUCGUUAAGCCAGGGGAACCCCGACAACAGCCGUAGCUUCUUUGGGUGGUUUUCAAACCACAGCUCCAUUGAGUCUGACAAGAUUGUGGAGAUAAUCAACGAAGAACUGUGGCCCAAUCCCCUGCAGUACUACCUUAUGAGUGAAGGGGCCCGUGCGGAGAAAGGAAGGGAGGGCAGGCAAGGUCCAGCAAGGCAGCCAGUGGAGACCCCUGAGCCUGGGGCAAACAAGUCCAACUGA
Messenger RNA from Neomonachus schauinslandi (Hawaiian monk seal), 1279 nucleotides. RefSeq names its product TSPY like 5 (gene TSPYL5). The transcript has a single exon. The record is from RefSeq and is a predicted model, not a curated record. Gene Ontology annotation, cellular component: chromatin; nucleus. Lineage: Eukaryota; Metazoa; Chordata; Mammalia; Carnivora; Phocidae. Gene Ontology annotation, biological process: nucleosome assembly. The coding region runs from base 32 to 1279 and encodes 415 amino acids. Gene Ontology annotation, molecular function: histone binding; chromatin binding.